This is a messenger RNA of Lingula anatina, 2192 nucleotides long. RefSeq names its product actin-related protein 10. NCBI's taxonomy places the organism in Eukaryota, Metazoa, Brachiopoda, Lingulata, Lingulida, Lingulidae. The record is from RefSeq and is a predicted model, not a curated record.
AGUUAAUAAGUUGUCUCGAUUCCUGCCUUCAAAUUGCGGAGAAGAACUUCCUGAAGUUUCACGUCAGUUAAACCUGCUGAGAGCACAAAAUGCCACUGUAUGAAGGGAUUUCUUAUGCUGGUGACAAAAAUGCAGUGAUCAUAGACAUUGGAACUGCUUACACAAAGUGUGGUUUCAGUGGUGAGACAGCACCAAGAUGUAUUGUGCCUAGUGAAAUAAAGAGAUCAAGAAGUGGACAGGUUGUAAAAGUCCAUCAGUAUAACACAGAAGAAGAACUUUACGAAAUUCUGGUUGAUUUUAUACACAUGCUGUACUUCAGACAUGUGCUGGUGAAUCCUAAAGACAGGCGUGUGGUGGUGUGUGAGUCUCUCCUAACACCCACUGUAUUCAGAGACACAUUGGCAAAAGUACUAUUUGAGCAUUAUGAGGUUCCUUCCAUUCUCUAUGCUCCCACUCAUCUGGUUUCCCUGUUCACACUUGGAAUCUCAUCAGGUCUCGUCAUGGAUGCUGGGUUCACAGAAACAUUUGUAUUACCCAUAUAUGAAGGGAUACCAAUCCUGAAAGCAUGGGAGGCUAUUCCUCUUGGAGGGAAAGCGAUACAUAGAAAUUUAGAGAGCAAACUAAUGGGAUCUGCAGUUGUCAAAACACAGGAUGCUGAAGAAAGGCAACUGUGCUCUGUUGUAGGUUCAUUAUCUGAAAAUAUACUGGAAGACAUCAAGGUGCGGUGUUGUUUUGUAACCAAGAUGGAGCGUGCCAAGCAGAUCCAGAAGUUUAUGCUACAAGAGAGUGGGCUAACAGGAGAAUCAAGAGUUGAGGCUCCUAAACCUCCACCUGAUGUAGAGUAUCCUUUAGAUGGAGAUAAAAUACUUCACAUUGAAGGAAAGAUAAGGGAAAAUACCUGUGAGGUUUUGUUUGAGCAAGACAAUGAAGAAAAAUCGGUGGCCACAUUAAUAUUGGAUUCUAUUAUAAAGUGUACUAUAGAUAUGAGGAAAACUCUGGCAGAGAAUAUAGUGAUAAUGGGUGGAACAGCUAUGCUGCCUGGUUUUCUCCACAGACUACAGAGUGAGUUGUAUGACCUCCUGAGCAAGAACAAAUACAAGCAACAACUAGCCAUCAAGAAUUUUAAAUUCCAUCAACUUCCAUGUAAGGAGAAUUAUGCAGCAUGGCUGGGAGGUGCAAUGUUUGGUGCUUUGGAGGUGCUUCAAAAUCGAUCACUCUCAAGAGAACAGUUCCAAGAAACUGGCGUUAUACCAGACUGGUCUUCUCUCGGCUUUGAAGAAGAGAGUGAAAGGGAGGAAAAACCUGCAGUGAAAAGAUGAACUUUUCCAUCAACUCAGUGUAGUGACAUUUGAUGUUGUAUGUUGUGCCAGUUCCAGUGUAACCAUUAGGAUCUUGCAGCAGAACUGAUGCAUCUAGCUAAAGAUGAAUGGUUUGAGAACUCUGCUAAUUUGGUUUCAUUCACUUAUUUUUUGCUACAAGAUCCACUGUAACAUACACUCCAACUUUCAUUUUUAAUUAAAAAAUUUCUUUGAAUCACUAGUAACUUCAUCCUGUGUUGUCCUGCAUUACAUGUGCGUGUAAUAUGGAUACAUGUUUAUAUGUCUGCACCAGCACUAGAUGGAGUCUGUUUCUCCUUGUUAUCUUCUAUAUUAUGGAGAGAGCUGUAUUUAUGAGCAUUCAGCUUGGGUAAAAUGUGUGGUCGCCGUCGUUGGUGUGAUAGGCUUGUAUUGCUGCCAGCAUUGCUGUCAUCUUGAGUCAUACCAGACGAAGUUAGAAUCCCUUCCUGAAAGAUCAUAUUUAUAUUUAGUUUAUUUGACAAAGAUACUUGUAGAAAUACAUUCUGCAUUUUACAGAUGUUGAUUGGUAAUUUUACAUAGAUAAAUCUUACAUGUGUAUGCUCUUUUCACAUUGAGUGUUACAUUUUAGCGGUACAUUCUGUCGGGCGCACUUUGAGAGACGGCGUGUUAAGACCUCUCAAAGUGUACCGGUACAGACUUGUCACUAAAGUACACAGCUCGAUGCGAAAAGAUCUUAUGCGUUGGUGUCAGUUACUAAACCGAAGAAUAAUGCAAAUAUAUAGAAUCGUGAUGGAUUGAAGGUGUUAGUGUUUUCAGCUUAUGGUCUUUUGGCUUUCAUUUAAACCUUGCACGAAAGAAAUGCCAGUUUGUUUCAGGUAUGUAAAUAAACGAAGA